AUGCAUAGUACCCCAGGACGUCUACCAGAGGCACCCCCUCCAGCGACAACAGCGCCAACCAUGCUCGAUCCACUUGACGAGAUAUCGCUUAAGGAUUUUCCCCCAAUGGCAGGAACACCGACCUCAGCUACUAUGUCUCUCCCAACUCCAGAGUGCCAGCCGGUCACUCUACCUCACGAUUCGACAAUGCAGAAUCCUCCCGAUCGCCCAGUCGCUUAUUUCAUCGACAACGGCGACGCUGCCAUCGUUGUCCCUGGGGCGCCUCUCAUGAAGGACUAUGAUUCGUUCACUGAGGGAAGCAAGGAAGGGAGCUUUGCAUCCCUUCCUGCUGCCGAUGUGAAUGAGUUUGGAGACCCAAUAUACCCCAUCAGUGCUCCUACCCUGGCGGCGUUGCCUCAUUACAACUCCACGACUGCCAUUCACGCAUGGCGCCUCCAAGUGGACGAGUAUCGGUAUCAGCCUGGUGCCGUUGCUCAGGCCCAGCCACUCGACGUUCCCACGGUCUCGAUGUCAUCAUCAUCGUCGACGACGUUGUCACCAAUGUCAGAGGCAGGCACCACCCCGACCAACGCCAAGCGUCCCAGGCCACGGUCUACUUCCUCUGAGGAGGAAGGAGGGAUUCAUAAGCGGAAUACCAGAGCCCGACCAGGCACUCCGCCAACUCCCUCGCCGCGCAUUCGUGCGCAAUCAUUUGGCACCUCAGGUUCAUCUGGGGUGCAAAAUUCUUUUCUCUGGGUCGAACUCGGUCCGCCGCCAAACGUAUUCCAAGCGCCGCGCCCACCGUCAAGGGCAAACUCGGCCCCAGACUAG
Messenger RNA from Mycena indigotica, 810 nucleotides. RefSeq lists its product as uncharacterized. NCBI's taxonomy places the organism in Eukaryota, Fungi, Basidiomycota, Agaricomycetes, Agaricales, Mycenaceae. The transcript is spliced from 3 exons. The record is from RefSeq and is a predicted model, not a curated record. The coding region runs from base 1 to 810 and encodes 269 amino acids.